Balaenoptera musculus (blue whale) is the source of this 1585-nucleotide messenger RNA. RefSeq names its product tissue alpha-L-fucosidase-like. Gene Ontology annotation, molecular function: alpha-L-fucosidase activity. Gene Ontology annotation, biological process: fucose metabolic process; glycoside catabolic process. The record is from RefSeq and is a predicted model, not a curated record. NCBI's taxonomy places the organism in Eukaryota, Metazoa, Chordata, Mammalia, Artiodactyla, Balaenopteridae. Gene Ontology annotation, cellular component: lysosome.
AUGACUAACAGAUACAGGUAUGUAGUUCUAACAACAAAGCAUCACGAAGGCUUCACAAACUGGCCAAGUCCUGUGUCUUGGAAGUGGAACUCUAAGGAUCUGGGGCCCCAUCGUGAUUUGGUUGGUGAGUUGGGAACAGCCAUCCGAAAUAGGAACAUACGCUAUGGACUCUAUCACUCACUCUUAGAAUGGUUCCAUCCUCUCUACCUAUGUGAUAAGAAAAACGGCUUCAAAACACAGCAUUUUGUCCGUGCAAAAACAAUGCCAGAGCUAUAUGACCUUGUUACCUUAAACAGGUACAAACCUGACUUGAUUUGGUCUGAUGGAGAGUGGGAAUGUCCGGAUACUUAUUGGAACUCUACAAAUUUUCUUGCUUGGCUCUAUAAUGAUAGGCCAGUUAAGGAUGUGGUCAUAGUAAAUGACCUAUGGGGUCAUUACUGUCGCCAUGGAGGAUACGACAACUGUCAAGAUAAAUUCAGGCCAGAGACCUUGCCAGAUCACAAGUGGGAGAUGUGCACCUCAACAGACAAGCUGUCCAGGGGCUAUCGUCACGACAUGGCAAUGGGUGACAUCACAAGUGAAUCUCGAAUCAUUUCGGAACUGAUUCAGACAGUAAGUUUGGGAGGCAACUAUCUUCUCAACAUUGGACCAACUAAAGAUGGACUGAUUGCUCCCAUCUUCCAAGAAAGGCUUCUUGCUGUUGGGGAGUGGCUGAGCAUCAGUGGGGAGGCUAUCUGUGCCUCCAAACCAUGGAGGGUACAAUCUGAAACAAACACCACCUCUGUGUGGUAUACCUCAAAAGGAUCAGCUGUUUAUGCCAUUUGCCUGCACUGGCCAGAAGAUGGAAUCUUAAGCCUUAAAUCCCCCAUAACUACUUCGACUACAGAGUUAACAAAGCUGGGAAUCGAAAACGAUCUGAAGUGGUCCACAAAUCCAGAUAAAGGUCUCCUCAUGUACCUGUCCCAUUUACCACCGUCUGCUCUUCCGACUGAGCUUGCUUGGACUGUAAAGCUGACAGGAGUUCAACAAGAAAGGGACACUGCCUACACUUUGACUUUCCUCUUAUGGUACCAUCACUGUAAUAAACUACACUUGUCUACUCAGACAUCUCUUUUCCAACGCAUUUUAAUAAAAGGAAUGGAUUAUGUUACGCUGAUGUCUCACAGGAUCAAAGAUCUGAGAUCCAUCGCUAGCAUCUCUCUCUCUGAUCAGCAGAAGGGAUUGAACAGUUAAGCUCAUCCUAACUUUGGGAAUUAUCUACGAUGGAAACUUCACUCCUUUCUGUGUUUCAUAACCUGCUUGUUUACUCAAAUGACUUCAGAUCAAGAAUAAGCCAAGUCAUCCUGUUGCCUAUGGGAGGAACUGAAAAGGAUUUGGCAAAAUCCACCACAUGCUAUUUAUUUAGCAUCAAAUGUGAGCAAUUACCCCCACCUACCCCCAGGAGCAAGAGAUACUGCAGGGGAAGGAAAAUGCUUCCUAGGCUGCUAACAGUCAGCUUUUUAGAAGUUUCCAAAGCAAACUAACAGCUCUGAAAUUCAGUCUAUUUACAGUGAUACUAUGAAGAAAAUGAAUGUGAUUCUGUCCU